AUAAUAUUCUUUUCCAUUACGCAUUAUAAUACAAGAAGAAGAGACGACGUAUUGUAAUUCAUAAAGUAACAAGUUUAUAAGAAUUCUUACAUAAACAAUGACAACACAAACUCCUUCAUCAAAUCCGAUUACCGAUCCCUACAAGCACCUCCGUAUCAUUCCCGGCCUUGAUGGCAACAUUAUUCGCUUGCCGGAAAUUUCAACUCCGAUCCUUUUGUCUGCUCCUGAUUCUCACCCAAUUCCCAUUCUCACCAAAGAUCUCACCAUCAACCAAUCAAAUAAAAUAUGGGCCCGUAUAUUCCUACCCAAGCAAACGCUGGAUCAUCCCUUCAACACCAAACUUCCUCUCAUAGUUUGGUUCCACGGAGGAGGGUUCAUCCUCUACAGUGUAGCUUCAACCUUUUUUCAACGUUCUUGUGCAACUAUGGCUAUUCAACUAUCUGCUGUUAUUGUCUCCAUUGAGUAUCGUCUUGCACCCGAGCACCGCCUCCCUGCAGCCUACGACGACGCUGCUGAGGCGCUGCACUGGAUUAAAACCAUCCCAGACGAAUGGUUAAGAGACUUUGCUGAUCUGGGCAAGUGUUUCCUUAUGGGGGGUAGUGCCGGCGCUAAUAUAGCUUACCAUGCUGGACUAAAGCUGGCGGAAACAAUCGAUGAUCAUGAUCUACACCCUUUAAAGAUCAAAGGGUUGAUAUUGCAUCAACCUUUCUUCGGUGGGUCCAAGAGGACUGAAUCGGAGUUGAGAAUGGUUAAUGAUCGCAAUUUACCACUUUGUUGUACUGAUCUGAUGUGGAAGUUGGCUUUGCCAAUUGGUGCUGACCGUGAUCAUGAGUAUUGCAAUCCAACGGUAGAGGAUGCAGGUUCAAAUGCACUGACGAAGAUGAAGGGUUUGGGGUGGAGAAUAUUGAUUGAUUGGGGUGAUAAAGACCCACUGAUGGACCGUCAAGAUGAGUUCGUGAAGAUGCUGCAAGAGAAGGGUUUACAAGUGGUAAGCCAAUUUUGGGAGGGACAUUGCCAUGGGAUAGAGUACGUUGAUCCCUCCAAAUGCAACGCCCUGUGUUCUGCCUACAAAACUUUCAUAGCUUCUUCACUGCUUCCUUAGUCGGUAAUGUGCACCGUUUUGGUGGUUUCUUCUCUAAGAAAUUCCAUAAUAUUAAUCGAAUAAACUCGUAAAUAAUGUAGAAACGCAAGGGUACCUCUCAAUCACUGUGCUGAUAUGCACGCGUAGGGAGGGUAAUGGAUUGGGCUUAUUGAACUCAUUGGGCCUCAGAUGAAUAGGCUCAGCCCAUCUAAGUAAGCCUGAUUUUUAAGUUUUAACUUUUAACGAUAUUUGUUGAAAAGGAAA
Molecule: messenger RNA, 1345 nt
Organism: Jatropha curcas
Lineage: Eukaryota; Viridiplantae; Streptophyta; Magnoliopsida; Malpighiales; Euphorbiaceae
Product: carboxylesterase 1
Molecular function (GO): hydrolase activity
Source: RefSeq, a predicted model, not a curated record